AUGGCAAAUUCAGCACUAGUGUGGUUAGCAUCGGUGUGCCUUGUGUUCAAUAUCUUGUUCCUUCCAUUCCUAGCAUUGGGCUUAUCUUCUUGUGGUGGCUCAUGUCAAACACUUAAUGACUGUGAAGGUCAGCUCAUUUGCAUCAAUGGUAAAUGUAACGACGAUCCCGAGGUCGGAACUCACAUAUGUGGAGGAAACUCGAGUACCCCUUCCCCUCCACCCCCCAGUACCUGCCAGCCCUCGGGAACUCUUGCGUGCAAGGGCGGAAAACCCAAAAAUACCUACACAUGCUCUCCUCCGGUUACCUCCUCCACGCCUGCCGUUCUAACUAACAAUAAUUUUGAAAAAGGAGGGGACGGUGGAGGCCCAUCCGCUUGCGACAACAACUACCAUGACAAUUCAGAGCGCAUCGUAGCAUUGUCAACUGGGUGGUAUAAUGGGGGAUCCCGGUGUGGAAAGAUGAUCAGGAUAACGGCUCAAAAUGGGAGGAGCGUGUUGGCCAAAGUGGUGGAUGAGUGUGACUCCAUGCACGGCUGUGACAAAGAGCAUGCAGGUCAGCCCCCCUGUGAUAAUAACAUAGUUGAUGGAUCUAAUGCUGUGUGGAAUGCUUUGGGGCUGGAUAUCAAUAUUGGUGAAGUGGACGUUACUUGGUCCAUGGCUUAGGUAUAUGGUUGAAUGGUUACUUGGUUUUUGUGUGUACGUACGUACCCUCCUCUUUGUGUUCCCCUCUCUACUUUGGUUUGUAUGGCUCCGCCAAGCACUAUUUUUAUGUAAUUUUGCAGCAAUAUAUGCAUGCACUGAAAUAAAACUGGAAGGCACCAGCCCAGUGCCACCAGAAUCCCAUUAAGUGGUUUGA
Vitis riparia (riverbank grape) is the source of this 856-nucleotide messenger RNA. Its product is annotated as ripening-related protein grip22. The transcript has a single exon. NCBI's taxonomy places the organism in Eukaryota, Viridiplantae, Streptophyta, Magnoliopsida, Vitales, Vitaceae. The record is from RefSeq and is a predicted model, not a curated record. The coding region runs from base 1 to 663 and encodes 220 amino acids.